AUGAGCCACCUCCACCCCGACGAGGGUGGCGCCGGGAUGCCCUCCCGCCGCCGCAGCGGGCGCCUCCGCUCCCAGAUCCACGCGGGCGACGAGCGAUCCGGACUGGCCCACCCACGCACCACGCGCCUCCGUCCCCAGAUCCACGCCAAUGAGGAUGGCGCCGGAGUGACCUCCCAUCGCCGCGGUAAGCGCCUCCGUCCCCAGACCCGUGCCAGCAAGGACGGCGACGACAUGUCCGGCCUCCGCGGCACCUCGCCGGAGCAGCCUGCCUCCCUGCCGGACAACCAAGAUAUGCUCUGGGAGAUCCUUCUCCGCCUCCCCCAGGACCUAUACUCGCUUCACCGCGCCUCCGCCGUCUGCAAGCAGUGGCGAGGCAUCCUUGUCGACCCCAGGUUCCUCUGUCUGUUCCAUGCGCACCACCGCAAGCCACCCCUCCUCGGCUUCUUCCAUUACAGCAGCAAACAGAUAGUGUUCAAGCCCGUCCUGGCCCCUCCAGACUGCAUCACCCCUGGGCGCUUCUCCCUUGGGCACUACAGCAACCACAUUCUGCUUGAUUCACGCCACGGCCGCGUCCUCGUCAAAGGCUUGCAGCUUGGAGAGGUCGCUGUGUGUGACCCUAUCACCAGCAAACAUCACCGCGUGUCCAUUCCGCCCGAGUUCAACGGGCGCCUCUUUAAGGCAGCAGUGCUUUGUGCUGCUAGCAACCAGGGCCAUGUGCACGGCGGCUGCCACUUGUGCCCCUUCAAGGUGGUCUUGGUAAUGAUAUACAGUGAGGGCCAACCUAUUGCCUCCGUUUACUCCUCAGAGACUGCCACAUGGAGUGGUCUCAUCUCUACAGAGCCUCCACAUGAUGGGUGUUUUCUUAAUGGUCGUGGCACCCUUGUUGGUAAUGUUCUUUACUGGCCAUUAAAUAUGCGAGGACACAACAUACUUGAGUUUGAUUUGGACACGCAGAAUCUUACUGUGAUUAAGGGGCCUCCUGACAUGCAUAUGAUUGAUUUACAUAACUUUCAUAUUAUUGAGGCAGAGGAUGGCGCUGUUGGUCUUGCUGGAGUGUCUUGCCUUAAGCUUCUAUUGUGGCAGAGGAAGAUUGAUUGUCAGGGCACAAGCAUUGACGAUGGAACUAAUGGAGCUGAAAUGUCAGGAUGA
This is a messenger RNA of Aegilops tauschii subsp. strangulata, 1149 nucleotides long. RefSeq lists its product as uncharacterized. Gene Ontology annotation, molecular function: protein binding. The record is from RefSeq and is a predicted model, not a curated record. NCBI's taxonomy places the organism in Eukaryota, Viridiplantae, Streptophyta, Magnoliopsida, Poales, Poaceae.